Prunus armeniaca (apricot) is the source of this 453-nucleotide messenger RNA. NCBI's taxonomy places the organism in Eukaryota, Viridiplantae, Streptophyta, Magnoliopsida, Rosales, Rosaceae. The record is from the annotation of a GenBank genome assembly.
AUGCCGUUGGGGAAGUAUUACUGCGAAUACUGUGACAAGGAAUUCCAAGACACCCCAUCCGCGAGGCGACGCCAUCUUCAUGGUCUCCAACACCUCAGAGCCAAAGCUCAAUGGUACGACUCCUUCAAAGAUCCCAGUCAUGCUUAUACGGAGAGCUUGACAAAAGGGGUUUGCAACCGCUUUGUCAAAACGGGAUUUUGCCCAUACGGGGAUUCUUGUAGAUAUCUUCAUCCCAAGAACAAUCAGCAGAAUAUGGUUACUCAAAGGGCACCAGGUUUGAUUGAUAAUAAUCAGUCUUCAACUUUUCAAGAGAACCAGUUGGUUGGGGGCAGCUCUUUGCCAGAUGUGGUGGUCAGAGAUAGCAUGGGAAUGUCAUGGGGCAAUCUACCUCCAUCUCUAAUGCCUCCUCCAGAGGGUGGAUAUCCGCCGCUUCCUUUUGUGGACUGGGGAUAA